UGGAGAGGGUGGCGCAGGAGAGGCAGCAAGCGAAGGCGAGAGCAGCGGCGGAGAUGGAGAAGUAUUUUGGGAAUGCCUAUCGCGGAGAUCCGGGCGUUCCCCACACGGAUCCAGAGCGGUUCGUGAACAUAUGGAUCGGGUCCGUGGCCUUCUCCGCCCUCACCUGGAUCAACCCUUACAUGUGGCAGCUCUCCAACCAGUUCAACUGGCAUGACAAGGCUAUGAUGUUUGAACACUACCAUUGGAAGAAAGCCAUGAAGAAGAAUGAACCAUAUCAAUUCAAGUGGAACAAGUACAUGACCAAACCACUGCGUGAUUCAUACUACCACAACUGGCCAGUUUACUUCCCCUAGCUGCAUUAGUUUGCUGGUUCUCCAUGGCAACUACUGGAAAGUUGGGUUAAAUUAGUUGGUUUUGAGACAUAAAAUAGUGGAAGAAUCGAAUUCUCAGAUACAGGUGUGUGAUGCCACUGCAUAUGUUUUUGUUCUGAACUCAUCGCAAUCUCUUAUCUUCACAUCUAUGAUGAACUGUUGUAAUGUUUCAAAGACAACCUUAAGUUUCAGUUUGUAGCACCUACUUUUCAUGCAGAUCUUAAGCAGUGGUUUCUGUGGA
Messenger RNA from Musa acuminata subsp. malaccensis (wild Malaysian banana), 612 nucleotides. RefSeq lists its product as uncharacterized. Lineage: Eukaryota; Viridiplantae; Streptophyta; Magnoliopsida; Zingiberales; Musaceae. The record is from RefSeq and is a predicted model, not a curated record.